Aphis gossypii (cotton aphid) is the source of this 2159-nucleotide messenger RNA. Its product is annotated as venom serine carboxypeptidase-like. Lineage: Eukaryota; Metazoa; Arthropoda; Insecta; Hemiptera; Aphididae. The transcript has 5 exons. The record is from RefSeq and is a predicted model, not a curated record. Gene Ontology annotation, biological process: proteolysis. Gene Ontology annotation, molecular function: serine-type carboxypeptidase activity. The coding region runs from base 156 to 1607 and encodes 483 amino acids.
UAGUCCGUCACACACGUUACGCACCGUCGGAAAAAAAUUCGCAGCGUCGCGUCGUCGAGUGGGAGGGGCUGACGACGGACGGACGCCGUCGGCGGUCGACGUUCGGAGCGGGACGGGGCCCACAGGACGCGCACUGUCCUGGCCGCGGCACAACGAUGUCCGCCGCGUUCCGUGUAAUACUCGCGUGUUGCGCCGCCGGGUGUUGCGUAUGGCGGCGGGCCGCGUGCCUGUCGUCCGAGUCGACGCCGCUGUACCUGCGGAGCGCGUACCCGCUGUGGGAUCCCGAGUCCACGCCGUCCCAUUCGGCCGCCGAGCCGCUGCUGCUCACGCCGUACCUGCGCAACGGCAACAUACUCAGGGCCAAGCAACUGGCCCGGGUGACCGAAGUGUACCGGCCGCAGCGCGUGGUCAGCUACUCCGGUUACUUCACGGUCGACGACCAACACAACUCCAAUCUGUUCUUCUGGUUCUUCCCCGCAACGAGUCUUUACUAUGAAACAAAAGCUCCAUUAAUUUUAUGGCUAGAAGGUGGCCCUGGUGCCAGUGCGGCAUUCAGCGUAUUUAAAGAAAUCGGCCCGUUCAAUUCUUCAUUUGACGGGAAAACCUAUACGAUCGAUGAAAAUCCAUUAUCUUGGCACAAUAACAAUUCAUUACUAUUUAUCGACAGUCCUGUUGGAACAGGAUUUAGUUUCACUGAACAUAUUGACGGUUAUGCAACAAACUUCACGACCGUUGGAGAACAACUUUUAGAAGCUUUAACACAAUUUUACACCAUGUUUCCCGAACAGCGACCAAAUCCGUUCUAUAUUGUUGCUGAAUCAUACGGUGGCAAGUUUGCACUUUCUUUGGCGUCAUUAAUCCACAAUAACAAAACAUUAGCUAAUAUAAAAAUUGAUGGAAUCGCAAUUGGAAAUGGAUUUUUAGAUCCCGAAACAUUAUUGUGUUAUGGAGAUUUUCUAUACCAAAUUGGUUUAGUUGAUAACAAUACAAAACAAGAAAUUAAUAAAUUGGAAUCCCAAGGUAGAAAAGCAAUACACGAUAAACACUUUGUCGAUGCAUUUUAUGCUUGGAGUGGUAUAAUGAGUACGUUUAUCGAGCAAACUCAAUUCCCAAGCUUGUACAAUAUCAUUGACGGCGACACGAUUCCGUGGAAUUCCACAAACACCAUAGGGGACGUUAGCUACAUUGACUUAUUGCAGACGGUCGACAGCCGGAGAGCGCUGCACAUCGGUGAUAUUGAGUAUACUAGUUUGGGCGUGAUCUAUUACAAAAUGAUACCGGACUUCAUGACCUCGGUUAAGGAACACUUGGAACAGCUGGUGACCAGUUAUCCCAUUCUGGUGUAUAAUGGUCAGAUGGACCUGGUCGUGGCAUAUCCGCUGUCCGUCAACUUGUAUUCGAACAUGAAGAGCCCGUACGGAGCUGAUUACAAAAAAGCGAUCAGAAAACCGUGGUAUGUAAAUAAUAAGUUGGCCGGUUACAUAAAAACGGUGGGAAACCUCACGGAAGUGAUGGUGAGAAACGCGGGCCACUUGGUAUCCUGCGACAGACCAGAAAUCUUGUACGAUCUCAUACAUAAAUUUAUUACAAAACGACUCGAUCAAUAAAUGUUCACCUACACAUUAAAAUAAUUUUAAAUACCUACUAAUUAUGUUUAUCGUGGUUACCUAUUUGUUUUUAACAAACCACAUCGACUGUACACUAUAAUUUAUUACAUUAUAUUAUAAUAUAUAUAGCAUUAUAGCUAUAGGUAUUACUACCUAAUUUGACUGUUUUUCUUUUUAUAUACUUAUAUAAACUUUUUCAUUACUGUUACAACUAAAAUAGUCAUUACCCACUAGAUUUUUCCAAAAAUUAAUAUUAACUUUAUGUUAAAAAUUAAAAAAAAAAACACAAAAUAGUUAGAUAAUUAUAACCGGACUAAAUAUUAUCACGUUUGUUGUCGUUAUUCGUCCAUUUAAUAACUGUAGUAAUAAAUAUAAUGACAUUUUUUUAUGAAAAGUGCGUCCUAUAGAUGAUUAUUUUGUAAAGUCUUAAGUUUUUUUUUUUGUAAACCGUCAGUCAUAACCAAAUAAUUUAAUGUUUUUUUUUUUUGUAAUUUAAUUUAAAUAUGAUUAUUUUUUAUUGUAUUAUGAUUAACUUAUUUAAGUAUUACAAUA